AUGAACAGCACAGGCCACCUAACAAAUGACCUCCUCAAUCAGAAAUAUAAGACUGUUCACUUUUAUAGAUGGCGCUGCGUAGUUAUCCGCGAUUUAAUCGGAACUUUUUCACAGUUUGUGUUUAAUUUGUUUCGGAAGAUGACGCAGGAUCAAGGUCAGUUAUCAAAAAAUACAUCUGAUAACAACAAAGAUGACAAGCAAAAUACCAAAUGGGAGCGGAAAGACAAAGACAUGCAACCCACAAAGGCAAGCCGGGUUGUGAUACGAAGACUCCCACCAACAAUGACUGGAGAGGAAUUCCUUGAACAAAUCUCUCCUUUACCAGAAAAUGACUACAUAUAUUUUGUUAAAGGUGACUUAAGUCUUUGCCACUAUGCAUUCUCCCGAGGAUACAUCAACUUUGUCCAUGCAGAUGAUGUCAUCGUAUUUAAAGAGAAGUUUGAUAACUACAUAUUCGUUGACUCAAAGGGAAAUGAGUAUCCGGCAGUUGUGGAGUUUGCUCUAUUUCAAAAAAUUCCAAAGAAUAAAGUUAAGAAGAAAGACACAAAGAUUGGAACAAUUGAAGAUGAUGCUGAUUAUAAGAAAUUUCUGGAUGAACUGCUGAACCCACCAGAAGUGACAGUACGGACGGUAGAGCAGUACCUAGAAGAGAUGGAGAAACGGGAUAAAAGCAGAGAUGGAUGCAGGGUCACAACACCAUUGAUUGAGUACAUAAAGCAGAAGAAAUUGGAAAAGCAGAAAGUCCGAGAGGAGAGAAGGGAAGAGCGUCGCAGACGAGAGAUAGAGCGACGCAGACAGCGUGAGGAAGAACGCAGACGUAAGCGCAUAGAGAAGGAGCGUGAACGUCAGCGGGAGAAAGAAAAGGAGAAGAGGAAAGAACGUGUUAAGGAGAAGGCAGCAGAUGAAGAGCAAACUAAAGACAGAGAGCAGCAAGUACAAGUAAAGCUGCUACGGAAUACUACACGAGGAGAUUAUCCGGAGAGGGACACUGCCAAGGAUAGAGGAAGUGACAAGAAGGUGCGACCAAGACCCAGUGAUGAUGACAGACGGGCGAGGAAAGACAGCAAUGCUAGUAGGGAUGGUCGAAGCGACAGCGAGUCUAAAAUUGGCAAGGACCGAUAUUCCGAGAGAAAGGAAACUUCUUCUAGGAUGAGAGAUCGCAAUGAGGAUCGUAGUAAAUACAAGCGUGAGGAUAGAUUCAGUGAGAGAAUGCGAGACAGGGAUAACCCCAGGGACAGAAACCAGGAUCGGGAUAGAGACAGGGACAGAGACAGGGACAGCUACAGCUACAGAAACAAAGACAAGGAUAGGACCAGAAUGACAGGGCGCGAUGACUCCACCAAGGACCGAGAGAAAUACAAAGAUAGGACAAAAGACAGAAAUCUAGCCAAAGAUAAGCCAAGAGAGAGCGAAAAAGCUAGAAGCGAAAGUGAAAAUACUAGAGACCGUGACAGAGAUGGAAGGGACCCGGAUGAGAAAAGAAGCACUGCAGCAAAGGUUGGAAGCUCUAGAAUGCAUUCCCCUCCCAGCAAACAUUACUCGGAAGAUUCUGUCAUUGAUGCCAAUACAAAAGGCGAGAAAGCAAGAAGUAAGACAGGAGACAAUCGUACGAGUGAUUCGUCAGUGGGUAGCAAACAGACAGCGGAUGACACGAAGGUCAGUGAUCGGCGACUGAAAUCUGCAGCGAAGACAACGGAUGCAGCUGAUACAACACAAAGGGAUGGUGGCUCGGGCGAAACACAAUCCACGGAUAGACCUAAGAGGGCGGCGGAAGUCAGCGAACGCGACAAACGAAGAAUCAGAAACAAGGACAGGCCUGAUAUGCCACGCUACACCCCGGGACAAAGGUCAAGGGUAGCGGGCACGGCGGAGGCAAGUGCCAACAGCAGUCGCAGUAGCAGCAGAAGCAACGAGGAGGAGCCAGCCACAAAGUAGCUGAACAAGACUUGCCAAAAUGUUCCAACGCAGUUUGAGGAAGGGAUUAGAAUGUGUAGAAUGCGACUAUGUAUUCUAUGUUACUCUUCUCGCAAUGAAAUAACAGUUUACUGAUCAGAUAAGUCAUGGUGCUAUUUAUUUCAUGCUAUUCCCUCGUCAAUCUUGGAUUACAGAUGGCUUGUGUAAUCAAAUAUUAAUAUUCUUUGGAGUAUACCUCGUUCUUUGUACAAUUCAGGCAGGAAGCAGGUUUACUUCUUGUGUUAAAGCUAUAUAGGCACAUACAGGUGGAAC
Priapulus caudatus is the source of this 2226-nucleotide messenger RNA. RefSeq names its product regulator of nonsense transcripts 3A-like. Gene Ontology annotation, biological process: positive regulation of translation; nuclear-transcribed mRNA catabolic process, nonsense-mediated decay. Lineage: Eukaryota; Metazoa; Priapulida; Priapulimorpha; Priapulimorphida; Priapulidae. The transcript has 10 exons. Gene Ontology annotation, cellular component: cytoplasm; nucleolus. The record is from RefSeq and is a predicted model, not a curated record. Bases 1 to 1935 code for a protein of 644 amino acids. Gene Ontology annotation, molecular function: mRNA binding.